Molecule: messenger RNA, 1299 nt
Organism: Notechis scutatus (mainland tiger snake)
Lineage: Eukaryota; Metazoa; Chordata; Lepidosauria; Squamata; Elapidae
Product: opsin-5-like
Biological process (GO): G protein-coupled receptor signaling pathway; visual perception
Cellular component (GO): membrane
Molecular function (GO): G protein-coupled receptor activity
Source: RefSeq, a predicted model, not a curated record
AUGGAAAAUGCCUCCAAUGCCCCAGUGUUCUUGUCAACCUUAUCCGAAGGGGAAGAUCUGAUCUUUGGAACUCUCUAUUCAUUCUUUGGUGUAGUGUCUCUCUUUGGAAACUCACUUCUCCUAUGGGUUGCCUACCGGAAAAGAGCCCUCCUGAAGCCUGCAGAAUUCUUCAUUGUGAAUCUUGCCAUCAGCGACAUAGGCAUGACUUUGAUCCUCUUUCCACUGGCCACACCAUCCUUCUUUGCCCACAGGUGGCUGUUCAACCAUGCCAUGUGUAUCUUCUAUGCCUUCUGUGGAGUUCUCUUUGGUCUGUGCAGCCUCACCAGCUUGACUGCACUGAGCACAGUUUGCUGCAUGAAGGUCUGUUACCCAGCUUAUGGCAAUAAAUUUUCUCCGCCAUAUGCUGGGGUCUUGCUAGCCUGUGUCUGGAUUUAUGCAUUCAUCUUCGCAGUGGCUCCCUUGGCUGACUGGGGCAGCUAUGGGCUAGAACCUUACGGGACGGCGUGCUGCAUCAAAUGGAAAGCCUCAACCAGAGAAGCCAAAUUCUACAUCAUGGCCCUCUUUGUCUUCUGUUACAUCAUUCCAUGCAUCCUGAUAAUUAUCUCCUACUCGCUCAUCCUUUGGACGGUGAAAGUGUCCAGAAGAGCAGUGAAACAGCAUAUGUCACCCCAAAGCAAAUCUAACAGUGUCCACAGCCUCAUUGUCAAGCUCAGUGUUUCUGUGUGCAUUGGAUUUCUGGCUGCUUGGACCCCCUAUGCCAUUGUUGCUAUGUGGGCAGCAUUCGGCGAUGCCAGCAAAGUGCCAAUCCUGGCCUUUGCCCUGUCUGCUGUCUGUGCCAAGUCCUCAGCCACCUACAACCCUCUGGUGUAUCUGCUCUUCAAGCCCAACUUCCAGAAGUUCCUUUCUAAAGACCUCUCGUUCUUCCAGGCAGUGUGUGCAGUCUGCUGUUGUUGCAGCCGGUCCAGGGUCAUCACCCUUCGAUCCUUCCACACGCCAGAUGGCCGGGCUUCCAUGAGAUUCUCUGCCGCUUUCACCGACCACCGCGGAUCCUGUAGGAACUGUUCUGACACUUUCGAAUGCUUCAGCAAUUAUCCCCGGUGCUAUAGGCUCACCCAGAAAUCUGAUACAGCCUCCAAGACUAACCCUCUUGCCAUUCUGAGAGAUGGAAGAGCUUGCCAGCCAAGUUUUAAGCGAACUGUGCAAGUCAUGGUGCUCCUGACCAAGAAAAAGACUGGAAUAGGGACUAGGAAUGUAGCUGGAGAUGUUCUGCCUUCAAACAUUGUGAGAGAUCUCAUGUAA